GAGAUCUGUAUUUUAAAAAACAUGCCUGAGAAUCGAGAGAAGAAGCAAGCGGCCGCCGCCGCGGCAACCACGACGUCCGUGGAGGGCAUGACCAGCAAGGACUACUAUUUUGACUCGUACUCGCACUUUGGCAUCCACGAAGAGAUGCUCAAGGACUCGGUGCGCACCAAGACGUACAUGAACGCGAUCAUGCAGAACGCGCACCUGUUCAAGGGCAAGAUCGUCCUCGACGUCGGGUGCGGCACCGGCAUCCUGAGCAUGUUUGCCGCGAAAGCAGGGGCCGCGCAUGUCUAUGGUGUAGACUGCUCGGGUAUCAUCACGCAAGCAAAGCAGAUCAUCGCGGACAACGGGUUCAGCGACCGCAUCACGCUGAUCAAAGCCAAGGUCGAGGAGAUGGAGCUGCCGGUGCCCCAUGUCGACAUCAUCAUCUCCGAGUGGAUGGGGUAUUUCCUUCUCUACGAGUCAAUGCUCGACACGGUCCUGUACGCCCGCGACAAGUGGCUCGCUCCCGGCGGUCUGCUGUUCCCCGACAAAGCCGUGCUGUUUCUAGCCGCCAUCGAAGACGGCCAAUACAAAUCUGAAAAGAUCGACUUCUGGGACAACGUGUACGGGUUCGACAUGAGCUGCAUCAAGAAGAUCGCGAUGCUCGAGCCGUUGGUGGACACGGUCGACGGCGAUGCGAUCAUGUCCAAUGCCACGCCCAUCCUCGACAUCGACUUGGCGACUGUGACGAAAGAAGACCUGGCGUUCUCGUCGCCGUUCUCACUUGUGGUGGCGCGGCAAGACUUCUGCCACGCGUUUGUCGCGUACUUCGACUGUGCCUUCACCCACUGCCACAAGCCCAUCUCGUUCUCGACGGGACCUCGCGCCAAGUACACCCACUGGAAGCAGACCGUGUUCUACCUGUCUCAUGCGCUCACAUGCUUCCCUGGCGACGUCAUCGAGGGCACCCUCACGUGCGCGCCUAAUGCGACGAAUCCCCGCGACCUUGACAUUGACAUCUCGGUGCAUUUCGACGGCGCGUCCACCCUCGACGAAACGCUGUCCUACCGCCUUCGAUAAAAGGGUUGAUAAACUGGAAUUAGUGUGAAUGUCACGGGAUUUUUCUCGAAUCGCGGCAAAAUAGUUUAAUACCGUAACGGUAAAAUAAAUAUCAAAUGGAGCUCUGAGGCAUACAAUCGC
This is a messenger RNA of Aphanomyces astaci, 1182 nucleotides long. RefSeq lists its product as hypothetical. Gene Ontology annotation, cellular component: nucleus. The coding region runs from base 22 to 1062 and encodes 346 amino acids. The transcript is spliced from 3 exons. Lineage: Eukaryota; Oomycota; Saprolegniomycetes; Saprolegniales; Verrucalvaceae. Gene Ontology annotation, molecular function: protein-arginine N-methyltransferase activity. Gene Ontology annotation, biological process: peptidyl-arginine methylation. The record is from RefSeq and is a predicted model, not a curated record.